AUGCCCCCUCCACCAUCGGGCCCCUUCAGUCGCUGUGUCGUUUGCUCGGGCAAAAUCCCCUUCCAGGACGGGCACGACACCUGCCUUUUCUGCCUCGGCGAAUCGCACUCCCCCCAAAAUUGUGUGCAUUGCCAGGCCUUUACUAAAGCUGCCCUAAAGGCCCGACAGCAGAGACUUAAAUUACAUCUCUGGAACUCUGCCUUGUCGGCCUCCGAGCCCUCAUCCAUGGAGUUACCAUCUACCUCCUCCGCCUCCAUCUCAGAGGGAGCUGCACCGGCAGUUUCUAAGGCAGUGGACUUACCUCCUUCUAAACCAUCUAAGAAGGCUCCUAAAAAAUCUUCCAAGACCUCGUCUGUGGCCAAGCCUGUCAAGCAGACCAAGGCGAAGGGCUCAACAAGGUCUGCAGAUCCCAUUCCGCGGAUCUCGCCUAUUCCACCCGACAUCCCUUCCCCUAUUUUGGAGGAUUCGUCGAGAGGAAAGGACUCGACGUCGGGGGCGGCCACCCCCCUUCCUCCUCGACAAUCUGAGCCGGCUAUACCCCUUGGCGCUCCCUCUCUGACGCCAAGUCAGCUUGUAAGAAUAACAUCAAGCUUGGGUUCUGCCCAUGUAAGCCCUAUGUCAUCAGGGCGGGCUUCACCGGCUCCGUCGCUGUCUCCUGUGCCUUCUCGUUCCUCCUCACCGAGGAAGAAGUCCGAGAAAAGGAAACAUCUUUCUGAGGAUCGACAUCGGUCCCUUAGUAAACAUAGCAAGAGACGCCGGCACCACUCUCGACGUCGCUAUACCUCGACGUCGGAUGACUCCUCCUCCUCUGAGUCACGUCGAAGACGCCAUAAACGGCACUCUCGACGUCGGUCUCGCUCCUCCUCCUCAUCGACGUCGCCGGAACGGCGCCAUCGUCAUCGGAAAGUGAAGUACAUUUAUCUCUCUUCUUCUUCAUCGUCGGCGUCGACCCCUCCCCCGAAGAAACGUCGACGUCGUCACAAGAGGAAGACGGUAGAGGCCCCUCAGCCAGCUCCGCCCUCGGCUCCACCGAUAGUCCCCACUCCUCCUACCGGUUCGGCAUCGACAAUCCCACCUCCCCCUCCGCCCCCACCUUCUGUUCCUCCUACAGCUCCAAGCGCUCCCUGUCCACGUCCAAAGAAGACACAUGAUUUAUCUUCAGAUGAUGAUGCCCCCCCCUCAUCACAAGAACCUGACUCAGAUGAGGAGCCACCCCCACAACCUACGCCCCAAGAUUUACCAGAGGGGGAGACAGUGGAGUCAGACAUAGGCAAUCCUCAUGAUUCGUUUCCUUCUGAGGAUUUCACUUCCUAUGCACAAAUGCUUUCCAGGCUCGCCAAAACACUUAAGAUUCCUGUGGAUGAGCCAACUCCUCCCGAGGAGGACCUUAUCUUCGGUGACAUUACUAAAGACAGGUCAUCGCCUCCUAGUCUUUCCUUUCUACCUGCAUUGCUCAAAAUUGUCCACGAGUUUUGGGAGCACCCUUCUGCAUCGGUACCCCUUCCCAAAAGAACUGAGAGCAUGUACAAAAUUACUGGAGAUGAUGCAAAAUUUUUGCUUAAGCACCCCAUCCCCAACUCCCUCAUAGUGGAGACGAGUUGCACUAAGCCAUCAGGGAAGGUUCAUGUUAUCCCCACAAAUAAAGAGGGGAAGAAACUUGAGCUUAUUGGAAGACGCCUCUAUUCUUUAAUUACCUUCAUACUUAGGGUCGCUAACUACCAAACUGCCCUAGGAGCAUAUCAGAAACAGCUUUGGCUUAAAAUGCUUCCCGGCCUUCACAUGCUACCUGAUGAGGCCCGACAACCUUUCCUUAACACAUAUGAGGAGGCUCAAACAGUUUCGAAACAUCAGAGAAUUGCAACCAGACAUUCUGUCGAGGCAGCGGCAAGAAUUCUCGUUACUGCUGUUACCUUACGCAGGCAUGCGUGGUUACGCGCUGCAAACAUUUUUGAGGAUGUGAAGACUAAAGUUGAGGAUUUACUCUUUGAUUCUUUGGGUCUUUUCAUUGAAAAAACAGACACCCACCUUGAGGACUUACAUAAAGCAAAGAAAACUGCGAAGUCCUAUUACAUUCAGCCACAACCAAAGUUUAAUAGGUUUCAUUGGAAAAGGUCUUCCAACCAAUACAACCAACCCUCUCAACAAUUCAGACAGUUCAAGGACGCCUCACGAUCUGCAUCAUCUCAGAACUCCGCUGUUCCUUCUACUUACCGUGGUCACCAACCAUCCCAGCGACGUCAAUCUUACAAGCAACCUGCAAAGAAACACAGACAGUACCUUUGACUGGUUAAGCCAUCCUUCAUCUGCCAUCACAGACAUAAG
Pogona vitticeps (central bearded dragon) is the source of this 2322-nucleotide messenger RNA. NCBI's taxonomy places the organism in Eukaryota, Metazoa, Chordata, Lepidosauria, Squamata, Agamidae. The record is from RefSeq and is a predicted model, not a curated record.